Cladophialophora immunda is the source of this 1908-nucleotide messenger RNA. RefSeq lists its product as uncharacterized. Lineage: Eukaryota; Fungi; Ascomycota; Eurotiomycetes; Chaetothyriales; Herpotrichiellaceae. Gene Ontology annotation, biological process: carbon catabolite repression of transcription. The record is from RefSeq and is a predicted model, not a curated record. The coding region runs from base 1 to 1908 and encodes 635 amino acids. The transcript is spliced from 8 exons. Gene Ontology annotation, molecular function: protein binding. Gene Ontology annotation, cellular component: cell division site; nucleus; cell tip.
AUGUUUGCGAUCCCCCCACCACCGCGGUAUCCCACCAACAGCGGCUUGGUCGCGACAACCCUCGAGACUGCAAAUACUCUGACCAUUCGCGAAGGGCCCGAAUACACAUUUCAAGCCGGCGAAGGCACCUAUGUUCUAAGAGACGACCUGCAACUCGCAACCCCACCACCUCAUCCUUCUGAAGCCCCCGUUGUCAAUCCCAAUCCUCUAGCCACCAGCGUUACUCCGCCUACGAGUGGUGUUAAACUGUCUCUAGUAUCACUUAGCCCGAAACAAAUCACUCCGGACCUCUACAGAACCACUACCGCAACAAGUAGUCUUCUGCGCUGGAGGACCUUGGGAUUAAACAACUCGAAGGAGACAAAGGAGUCCAAGGAGCUCAAAGAUGUGAGAGAGUUGAAAGACAUCAAAGAGGUCGAGAAAGAGCCGAGGAUAUCCAUAGAGACUGGCAGCGACAGUAGCAACCUUGCGACAUCGCAAAAUGGAAGCAACAAGUCGAGCACAGUCAAAGCAUUUGGUGAAGGCAAUGCCGCCCUGUCUCCAGUCAUCAGCAGAGAUGGUCUUAAGCGACGGAAACCGAAGAACAACAUCAUCAAAAGCAAUUCCUCGUUCGUCUCUCGCGUCAUCCCCCACGAGUCCCUCGCAAAGAAGCUUCAAGAACGAGACCAGCGAGGCACAUUUGCUUUUGUCAACAUCAAUCGAGCUUUUCAGUGGUUGGAUCUCUCUUCAGGGGCCAAACAAGACCCAAUGACUAAGAUCCUCUUUACCAAGGCUCACAUGCUGUGCCAUGAUGUCAAUAGCAUGACCAAACACUCAACACACAUGGACAUUGUAAUGGGUUCCUCGGCCAGUGACAUCAUCUGGUACGAGCCCAUAUCGCAGAAGUAUGCCCGCAUCAACAAGAAUGGGAUCAUCAAUGGCUCGGCCGUUUCCACGAUAAGAUGGAUACCUGGAUCAGAGAACCUCUUUCUAGCGGCUCAUAUGGACGGAACUCUCAUCGUGUACGACAAAGAAAAGGAAGAUGCACCUUUCGUCUCGGAAGAGCUGGUGGACGAGGGUAUCAGUAUUGAGGAUGAAGACCAGUCCACAUUGGUCAUCAGCAAGAGUGUGAACUCAUCCAAUCAAAAGACUAACCCGGUAGCCUGCUGGCGGAUUUCCAAUCAGAAUAUCACCGACUUUGCUUUUUCGCCGGAUAAUAGACAUCUCGCCGUCGUCGGUGACGAUGGCUAUCUCCGGAUAAUAGAUUAUCCGCAAGAAAGGCUGACCGAUAUAUAUUCCUCUUAUUAUGGCGGGUUCACAUGCGUAUGCUGGUCGCCUGACGGCAAAUACGUGCUCACCGGAGGCCAAGACGACCUUGUCACUAUUUGGUCGCUAUCUGAACGUCAGAUUAUUGCUCGAUGUCCAGGGCACGAUUCAUGGGUAACGGCUGUUGCCUUCGACCCGUGGCGCUGUGACGAAAGGACAUACCGUUUUGGCAGUGUAGGCGACGACUGCAAGCUCCUUCUCUGGGACUUCAGCGUAGGCAUGCUUCAUCGUCCAAAAGGGGCAACCGUUAGGACUAGAGGAAGUAUAUCAGCCCAAUCGGUCUCGCUUCUCCGUCAACGGACGGAGAGCACAAGCAUCGUCAAUCGAAUCAGAUCUGACUCCAACCGGACCGGGAGCUUCGUCCAACCCGACACCGUCGACGAAUCCGAAUUUCUCAACCAUGCUGUUGAACCCAGAUCAAGGACAGCCCAAUUGCCGCCUGUAAUGUCCAAAAAGAUAGACGAUCAUCCGCUGAGUGGUCUCGCGUUUGAGCAGGACUGCAUCAUCACGACUUGUCAUGAAGGCCACUUGCGCACUUGGAACCGACCUCGAGAAGCCCCAAAUAGCAGUCAAAUAGAUAUCUCAGAGAAGCCGAGGCCCUGA